Molecule: messenger RNA, 3834 nt
Organism: Dromaius novaehollandiae (emu)
Lineage: Eukaryota; Metazoa; Chordata; Aves; Casuariiformes; Dromaiidae
Gene: EXOC3L1
Product: exocyst complex component 3 like 1
Exons: 13
Coding region: 231-2492 (753 amino acids)
Biological process (GO): exocytosis; exocyst localization
Cellular component (GO): exocyst
Molecular function (GO): SNARE binding
Source: RefSeq, a predicted model, not a curated record
CUGGGCUGGGGAGGGCACACAGGACACGAUUUCUGUUUGCAGAGCCUGAGACCUGCAGCGACUGCGGUGCCUUCCCCCGCUCCCCCGCCCCGUUCCUGACAUCCUGAGCGUGUCUGCAGGAACACAAUGAGCCCCUGAGGAGUGUGCAUGCACUCGCUGAGGAAACGGCUGCCGCCUUCCUCUGCACAGCCCAGCCCUGCACCCUGGAGCUUGCACACAGCACUGAGACGAUGGGCAUGUCUGCAGAGGAUGAGCACACCGUGAGCCCCAAAGAUGAGGAAUGGCCAGAAGCGGAGAAGGCUGAGAAGUUAGCAAGAGGAGCUGCUCUGAAAUGGGCUUCAGGGGUGUUUUACCGCCCCGAGAAACUGGAGGCGCUUGGGCAGUACCGGAGCCGAGAAACACAGAGGAACAGCUCCAUCCAGUCCCGGCUGAAGUCGACUGUUCAGUCCUACCUGGAGGGGGUGAGCACAGGGCUGGAGCAGCUGCGGUUGGCGGCCGAGGAGGUGCAGAACGUGUGCCAGGACCUGGGAGCUGCACGGUGGGCCCUGCUUGACAGUGCUGACUACUUCCAGGUCUUACAGCAGAUGCGGGCGUUGAUGGCAGAGCAUGUGCAAUUGGCCUCGGUGGUCAAGGUGCUGCCCCAGCUAUUCUCGGUCCAUGAGGUUUUUUCCCAUACCCUGCAGCUGCUCCAUGAGCAGCACCUCCUGGAGGCCCAUGCUGAGCUCAUGAUGUUGGAGCACCUCCGGGAUGACAUCCUCUUCCAGCUGCACCUCCGUGGGCUCUCCAGUGCCCAGGCCACCGUGCUGUCCUACUUCAGUGGCCUGCAGGAGCUCAAUGAGAGCCUGGCCAAGCAGCUGUGGGGCAUCGUGGGUCGGAGCCUUCAGCUGGUGCGGGAGGACCCAGUCCUCUUCGUCUCCGCUGUAAGGAUCAUCGAGCGGGAGGAGAAAAUCGAUGAUGCUCUGCUCCUGGAUGCCACCUUCCUGCCCCCUGGUCGCCCUAAGGGAUGGAGGCAGAAGUUUUACCACGUCUUCCAGGAGACCAUCACAGGAUCCCACUUCCACCCUGCCUGCGUGGACACUACAGGCCCAGGGCUGUCCAGACACCUGGCAGCACUGCAGAGGGAUGUUGUGGCUGAGCUGCAUGUGGUGAAGGACCUGAUGGUGCAGUGUGUUCCAGCUCACUACAACAUCCUCAGCAUCUGCACUGCCAUGUACCACCAGGCCCUCACCAGCCAUCUCCAGGACAUCCUCCAAGAGGACCUGGACAAACAGGCGCUUUUCCUCCUCCUUGAGUGGGUGCUCCAUGUGUACCACAGCCCAGAGAUGAUGAGUCACCCUGGCCUUCUCCCAGAAGUGGAUGUUUCAGCUCUGGGCCCCUUGAUCUCUCCUGACCUUGUGGAUCAGACAGAGAGGAAAUAUGUGGUGAAACUCAAGGCCAGCAUGCUUGAGUGGAUGCAGAGAACCCUGGAGGUGGAGUUCAAGGAGUGGUUCAGGGAGGAAGAACCUGAGGCAGAUCACCAGGGCUUCUUCCAGUCAGCCCUGCCCGUCAUUAUCAUGCAGAUGCUGCAUGAGAAUAUCCGAGUGGCCUCCCUGAUCACAGGCUCUCUGCAGCAGAAGGUCUACAGCAUGGCUAUGGAGGAGCUCGAGGCAUUUCUGGGCCGUCUGCGGGAAGCCCUGGUGCAGUGUGGGAAGGAGCACCAGAAGGACCGUACCGUACCCAAGUACUACGUGCCCUACCUGCUCGCUGUGCUCAACAACAACCUGGCUCUCAGCUCCUCUGUCCCGUCUCUGCACCUUGAUACUGCCCACAGCGAAGUCCCUGUGUCCCUCCGGGCCGCUCUAGACAGAACACAGAGGAAAGCGUGCCAGCUGCUGCUGGAGGAGCUGCUCCUGGACCUGCAGCCUCUGUGCACACAGCUGCCUUCCCGCAAGUGGCUCUCGGGGUCCCAGGUGGUCAGCAGCAUGUGCGAAGUGAUAGACAAGUAUGCAAAGGACUUCUCCCACGUCAGGAAACCCAUCUUCAUGCUCCUGCUGAUGGAGAGCGAGCGCCUGGUGACAAGCCAGUACCUGUGGGCACUCAUGCAGAAGAAGAUGGUGUGCAGAACCGAGGAGGAGCGAGGCCAGCUCUGCGACCGCUUGCUGCAAGAUGCCACACAGCUGCGGGAGCUCUUCCAUGGCCUGGGCCUGGACAAGAGCCAGCAGAGCCUCGAGGCUGUGUUUGCCCUGCGUGAGCUGAUCUGCCUCAAGGACCCAGCACUGCUCAGCCUGGAGGUGCUGGGCUUCAUCACCAAGUACCCUGACAUCAGCGAUGAGCAUGUCUCCACCUUGCUGGAUCUCCGGGGUGACGUCUCCAAGGAGGUGCGACACAUGGUGUUGGAAAUGAUGGCGCAGCACCCCCAGGCCCUGCCCGAGAGCUACCAGCCCAUCUUCAGCAUAAUCGUGGUCCCUGCACCAGAGCUGCCCUUCUGCCUUCGCAAGGGCAAGUGUGCCUGAUGUGGGGGGCACCCCAGCCUGCUCCCCUGCCUCCCUAGAUGUACAGACCAAGCAGGACAACUAUGAAGCUGUAUGUGGGGCAGAAUGGAGAUGCCAUGUGGCAUCCCCCAUGCACGCCACGUGGGCCUGGGUUGGCGACAACCUGAACACAUGCCCUGCUCCUGUGGGCUUGCCUCGCUGAGCCUGCUUUCACCACUACCUCCCCCUCCCCCUCCCCUGGCCAAGCACCAGUGUCAGUAGACCUGGAGCAGGAGAUGAUCAACCUAUAAGUCUUUUGCUGACCUGCUGAGGCAGUAAUUUGGGUCUGGUCAGGGCUAGCCUAGUGCAGGAGAAAAGUAAGCAGCAGAGGAAAGGAAGAGAGACCGCAAGUGGGGUGAACAGUGACCGUGGGGGCUGCAGAGAUUUUUGGGUUUCCCUGAGUAUCCAGCCAGCCAUCUGAGGUAGGGAAUGUCCUGGCCUUUGACUCUGUUAUCAUUCUGGCUCAAGGAUGAGCUGGAGCCCUGCUAGACCCAGGCUUGCAGGAGAGUUUUAGCCAUGUGAGGACUUCUGUUCCCUACCGCUUGGCUCAGCCCAGAGGUUGGUUCUCCCUUCCCUGUUGCACCAGCCCAGGCCCUGCAUGGAAUCAGGGCUGGGGGCGGGGGGCAGGGGGGACAUGUUAGCCAGGUCAUCAUCACUCACAGCCCCAGAGUGGAGCGGGCACAGUGGUGUCCCACCCUGUGCAGUGCUGCCAACACCAUCCCUGCCAGUGCAAAGGGACAGCUCUCUCUGAGCUCCAGGCACCCUGCCCAACUUCUGGCCCCUGCCCUCUCUAGCAGCCAAGAGAGCACUGGAGUCCAAGACUCUCCAGGGUCUUGGAGAACAUUUACCAAGUUGCACCUAGUUUGUUGCGUAACCUCCUAUCCCUGCAUCCUCAACCAUGGGCAGCACCACCUAGCCUCUGGCUCGCCCUCUCUCCUCUACCGCUGUACACACCUUGGCCAUCUCCUCCCCAGCUGCCAUGCAACAUUCAGGGGCAAAGUGUCUGUGCAUUCUGCUCCCUCCGGAUGGGCUGUACAGCCCUGCUCUGCCAUUGCCUCCUGCCCUGUGCUGUGCCUGGACUGCACCCCUGUCCCCGGCCCUCAUAGCACCUGGGGCAGCAGGAGAACUGAGCUUUCUUGCCAGGCCUCCGUGCUCUACUGUGCUUCCUGCCUCUCUGUGGGACUGACCUCGCUAUCCCUGUACUGUGCCACUGCUGGAAAUAAAGGGCUGAACUCUGCAAUCACUCACUAGCAUCUGGACUCUGUUUCUCAGUGGACCAGGGCAGGGACUGGGCUCUGUGGGCGACAUGAAGGGUGGAGAAUCC